CUUUUUCACCGAAUGCUCCUGUUUGUCUUCUCCAUUCUUUUUUCCUUGAAGAUUACCGUAAGGAGAGAUAGAUAUAUCUAUCAUUCACCUUCUUAAAUAAUCAAAACGUCCCAAUAGAAGAAUCAAGAAAGAGAAAAAGAGCGGUUUCUUUUCGUUUCUGUUCUCUUUGUUUUUUUUGGCUUCUAGGGUUUUUUUUUUUUAAUUCAAGUCCAGUUAUUACAACUGAAUUCUCUUUGAAACUGUUCACACAACUCAAUUUGAUUUCUUCUGCAACUUUUUGUUCUAUGUAUGAAGAAAAAAUUUUCCUUUUUUUUUUUUUACAUGAUUUGAUUACCACCAUCAAGAACCAUAAUUUGAUAUAGAGCGUUUGUUGUUGAUGGAUAAUUACCCAUACAAAAACCCAUAUCCAUACCCUUAUCACUCGGGAUACCCUCCUCCAAAUCAAGAUCCAUAUGCGCCUCCACCGUAUCAAUAUCCUUAUAAUUCUCCCCAAUACCCUUAUCCACCACCUUCAUAUCUACCCCCAACCUCCCAUUCGGCUCCCUUAGACUAUCCACAUUCUCAUUCUCAUUCUGGACCAAUUCCUUAUCAAUACCCAUACCCAGUUUCUCCAAAUCCAAUUCCUCAUGCUUCUUCUCAACCAACUCUCCAACAUCAUGGUAGUUUUCAGUAUGGUUCGUCUUCGUACCCUUACCAGCAAUCCUUAGCUGGUCAUUACCCAACUCCUGAAAGUAAUCCACAAGUAUCUUCCCCUUACCAUCAACCUGCCCAAUAUCCUCCUCCUGAAAGUAAUUCACAAGUAUCUUCCCCUUAUCAACAACCUGCUCAAUAUCCUCCUCCUGAAAGUAACUCUGAGCUACACUCCAGACACAAUAGCUUCUCUGGUCAUAACAGGCAGGAAAGCACAAGCUCUUUAGGAGCAAAUACGGAUACUAUCCCAUCUGUUGCUUCGGCUUAUCCGCCUUUGGAUGAUCUUUUGAGUAAUGUGCAUUUGUCUGAUAGUCGCCCGACAGCUCCUGCAUCACCUCCAGCACCUUCAGGGGCUGCAUUGCCCACUGCUACUUCAACACCUGAGCUACAAAGUCCGGUUUAUGGGCAUGCUACUUCAGGGGAUUUUUAUGGAUAUCCUAAUAACUCUUUUCCUAGUAAAUGGGAGGGGCCGUAUUUGGGUCGAAUGGAAUCAUCUAAUCACUCUGUUUUUUCCCAUACGGGUUCAUUCAAUGGAUCGCAACACGGCCAGAGUAUGCAGAUUGUGCCUUUCCAGAAAGGUUCAUUGAGAGUUUUGCUCCUACACGGAAAUUUAGAUAUUUGGGUUUUUGAUGCAAAGAAUCUUCCCAACAUGGAUAUGUUCCAUAAGACUUUAGGCGAUAUGUUUGGCAGGUUACCUGUAAAUGUCACCAACAAGAUUGAAGGACACAUGAACCGGAAGAUUACAAGUGAUCCUUAUGUCUCAAUUGCAGUUUCUGGUGCCGUUGUGGGAAGGACUUAUGUGAUUAGCAAUAGUGAAAACCCUGUCUGGAUGCAACAUUUCAACGUUCCUGUUGCACAUUAUGCUGCCGAAGUGCAUUUUGUUGUUAAAGACAGUGAUGUUGUGGGGUCACAGUUGAUAGGAAUUGUGACAAUUCCAGUGGAGCAGAUAUACUCGGGGGAAAAGAUUGAGGGAAUCUACCCAAUUCUGAAUAAUAAUGGAAAGCCCUGUAAGCCUGGGGCUGUCUUGAGACUAUCAAUUCAGUACACGCCAAUGGAGAAAUUGAGCUUCUAUCAUCACGGAGUUGGAGCAGGUCCUGAGUAUUUGGGGGUUCCUGGCACAUAUUUUCCUCUUAGGAAGGGGGGAACAGUGACACUUUAUCAAGAUGCCCAUGUCCCUGAUGGCUGCCUGCCAAACUUGAAACUUGACCAGGGGACGACCUAUGUGCACGGAAAGUGUUGGAGUGACAUAUUUGAUGCCAUUCGUCAAGCUAGGCGUUUGAUUUACAUUACAGGGUGGUCAGUUUGGCACAAAGUUACGCUGGUGCGGGAUGCUGGUCCUGCUUCAGAUUGCACUUUGGGGGAUAUUCUCAGGUCAAAGUCCCAGGAAGGAGUCAGGGUGCUACUUCUGAUAUGGGAUGAUCCUACUUCAAGAAGCAUUUUGGGAUACAAAACAGAUGGAAUAAUGCAAACCCAUGAUGAGGAAACACGUCGGUUUUUCAAACACUCUUCAGUGCAAGUGUUACUUUGUCCUCGUAUUGCUGGAAAACGACAUAGUUGGGUCAAGCAAAAGGAAGUUGGAACAAUUUAUACACACCAUCAGAAAACUGUAAUUGUGGAUGCCAAUGCUGGGGAAAAUAGAAGAAAAAUUAUUGCUUUUCUUGGUGGCCUUGACUUAUGUGAUGGGCGAUAUGAUACUCCACAUCAUCCUAUAUUUAGGACACUACAAACAGUGCAUAAGGAUGACUAUCAUAACCCAACGUUUACGGGUAAUGUUGCUGGUUGUCCAAGAGAACCAUGGCAUGACUUGCACUGUAGAAUUGAUGGCCCAGCUGCAUAUGAUGUUCUGGUCAACUUUGAGGAACGAUGGUUCAAGGCUUCAAAGCCUCAUGGAAUUAAAAAACUAAAAAUGUCAUAUGAUGAUGCUUUGCUGAGGAUAGAAAGAAUUCCAGACAUUAUUGGUGUUUCUGAUUUUCCUGGUCUUAAUGAGAAUGAUCCUGAAGCUUGGCAUGUUCAGAUUUUUCGCUCAAUUGAUUCAAAUUCUGUUAAAGGCUUUCCAAAGGAUCCAAAAGAUGCCACAAGCAAGGUAAAGAAUUUGGUGUGCGGUAAAAAUGUACUUAUCGAUAUGAGCAUACAUACAGCAUAUGUGAAGGCCAUUCGUGCUGCCCAGCAUUUCAUUUAUAUAGAAAAUCAGUAUUUCAUUGGAUCAUCCUACAAUUGGAACUCUUAUAAAGACUUAGGUGCUAACAACUUAAUUCCAAUGGAAAUUGCUCUUAAGAUUGCCAGUAAAAUUAAAGCAAAUGAGAGGUUUGCUGCAUAUAUUGUUGUUCCAAUGUGGCCAGAGGGUGUUCCAACUGGCGCUGCAACUCAAAGGAUUCUAUUUUGGCAGCACAAAACUAUGCAAAUGAUGUACGAGACUAUUUACAGGGCAUUGGUGGAGGCUGGACUUGAGGGUGCUUUCUCACCACAAGACUUUUUGAAUUUCUUCUGUCUCGGCAAUAGGGAGUUAGAUGGAUUUGAAAGUUCAGGCCUUGAAAGUCCUAGUGCUCCAAAUACUCCUCAGGCUCUUAGUCGGAAAAGUCGAAGAUUUAUGAUCUAUGUCCAUUCAAAGGGUAUGAUAGUUGAUGAUGAGUAUGUAAUACUGGGGUCUGCAAACAUCAACCAACGCUCCAUGGAGGGCACCAGAGACACUGAGAUUGCAAUGGGAGCUUACCAACCUCAACAUACCUGGGCUAAAAAACUUUCCAAUCCACAUGGACAGAUCUAUGGAUAUAGAAUGUCAUUAUGGGCAGAACAUCUCGGGGUUGUUGAGGACUGCUUCAAACAACCAGAGAGUGUCGAAUGUGUAAGACGGGUUAAGCAAAUGGCUGAGAUAAACUGGAAACAAUUCGCAGCGGACGAAAUAACAGAAAUGAGAGGACACUUGCUCAAGUACCCCGUUGAUGUUGACCGGAAGGGUAAGGUGAAGCCUCAUACGGGAUGUGAAAGUUUCCCAGAUGUGGGAGGAAACAUAGUCGGCUCAUUUCUUGGCAUACAAGAAAAUCUUACAAUUUGAACAAAAAUGGUACAUUAUAUGCACAGAUUUUUCCCUGCCUAUUUUUAAUGUAUAGUCGGAUUUUUUUGGAUCGGAUCAGUUUUUACUAUGUUUAAGUUUUUUUCCCUGAGAUUACAUUAUCAAAGCAAUCCUUUCUGCUUGUAUAUAUUCAUAUUUCAAACAAAAAUUAUUCAGGUUUUUCUAUUAGCAUUUUUUUGUGCCUAAU
Molecule: messenger RNA, 3947 nt
Organism: Durio zibethinus
Lineage: Eukaryota; Viridiplantae; Streptophyta; Magnoliopsida; Malvales; Malvaceae
Source: RefSeq, a predicted model, not a curated record